Messenger RNA from Coregonus clupeaformis (lake whitefish), 2218 nucleotides. RefSeq names its product secreted frizzled-related protein 2-like. Lineage: Eukaryota; Metazoa; Chordata; Actinopteri; Salmoniformes; Salmonidae. Gene Ontology annotation, biological process: non-canonical Wnt signaling pathway; negative regulation of canonical Wnt signaling pathway; canonical Wnt signaling pathway. The record is from RefSeq and is a predicted model, not a curated record. The coding region runs from base 141 to 1022 and encodes 293 amino acids. Gene Ontology annotation, molecular function: Wnt-protein binding. The transcript is spliced from 3 exons.
CAUAUUCAGAACAUUGUCAGUGGUCCUCUACUCAUGUAGGCUACGGAUGCUGAAGAACACCUGGAUGAAGGCAUCGAAGCUCGACGUUUCGAUUUUUUAACAUUUAUCUUAUAUAUUUUUUUUCUAUUUAGGCAACAACUAUGAAUUACUACAUUCUGUCCUUAAUAUGGGCGAUAACAUUACCUGCGUGCAUGGCCAUCCACGGAUUAUACAAUUUCGGUCAGCCCGAGUUAUUCUACAAAAAGAAUAACUGCAAACCCAUCCCGGCCAAUCUUCUCCUGUGCCAUGACAUCGAAUACACCGAGAUGCGCCUCCCGAAUCUUCUCGGGCACGAGACCAUGAACGAGGUUUUGCAGCAAGCCUCUUCGUGGAUUCCACUGGUCCAGAAGCAGUGUCACCCCGACACGAGAAAGUUUCUUUGCUCUCUCUUUGCACCGGUGUGUCUUGACGAUUUGGACGAGCCCAUCCAGCCGUGCAGGUCGUUGUGCGAGAGCGUCAAACACGGUUGCGCACCGGUGAUGUCCGCGUUCGGGUUCCCGUGGCCAGAUAUGCUUGACUGCGAGCGCUUCCCGCCCGACAAUGACCUGUGUAUUCCUUCAGCGGGCAUCGAUCAUUUCAUGCCAGUCACCAAAGAAGUGCCCAGAGUGUGUGAAGCCUGCAAGGAAAAGGAAGAAAACGACAAUGAAAUAGUUGACAACCUGUGCAAAAACGACUUUGCCCUGAAGAUCAAGGUAAAGGAGAUCUCCUACAUGAACGGCGACACCAAGAUCGUGCCUGAGACCAAGAGCAAGACCAUCUACAAGCUGAGCGGCGUGACGGAGCGCGACCUGCGCAAGACGGUGCUCUGGCUCAAGGAUGGCCUGCAGUGCGUGUGCGACGAGAUGAACGACAUCAACGCCUCCUACCUGGUCAUGGGCCAGAAGAUGGAUGGCCACCUGGUCAUCACCUCGCUCAAGCGCUGGCAGCGGGGCCAGCGUGAGUUCAAGAGGAUCUCGCGCAGCAUCCGCAAGCUGCAGUGCUGAGCGAAGCAAGACCAGAUUAGUUUUAUCUAGACUCAAAGAGCCGGUCUGGUCUGAUACCGAUGCAACUAGUUCUCUGUCAGUAUUGUUAAACGUCCUGUUUUUAGUACCAUGUUUAGCACUGCCAUAGGCUACUUUUAUUAGGAUCUCAUUUGAUCCAUCAAUAGUCCUUAUAAGACAAAACACAUCACAUUACAGUACAAUCAAAGACAAACAGGUCUGUCUACGGUCGGCCUACUACACAGUCCCACUUGGAAUGUCUGCAUAUUUCAGUGUUUCUGAAAAGAUUGAAAAUAAUUAGCUACCAGUCAUCCUUUUUUCGUUAUGCAAUGCAGUCUGUUAGACUACACUUAUCCAGACUUGAUGAUGAGGCUGGAUACAUUUAGUGCAUAGGCCUAUCAUUAGGUGAGAGGAGAGUGUGUGGUUUCUGUGUGCAUGAUGUGAUAUUGUUCACAUGUAUUCUUUACAAUAUAAUGUGCUUUUUUACGUAUUAAUUUUCUCAAGCAACGAGAGAUAGCUGGCUAUAUUCUCUGCAUUUUAGAUACUACUUCCAAUGUACCCCUGGCAUUGCAAGUUCAGCAGCCCAAAGCAAGGCCCAUUUCAUUGCAGUGACGAUUAUCAAUUAUUUGACCCUCUGCAGUCAAUGGACUAUGUCACCUUUUUGUAAGAGCCUCAAUACUGCACUGUUCCCUUUUCUACCACAAUUAUUGAUUAUGAAAUAUUUUUAUAUUUCAAGCUUUUUCAAGUUAGUUCCUUUGACAUUGGUGAUCACAUUUUGGAGUGCCGUCUACCACGCCAUUUCUGUUUCUCUUAACUUUUUAAUUAAGUUUCUUCUCACUAUGACAGCGUGUCUUAGGUAUGUUAACUAAGUAUAUAAGGAUUGUAUAUGAAUGGUCGAUUAAUGUUUUCAUUUUUUGGGUUGAAUGCAAAAAAAAAUGCAGCUGGAGUGUGUGUGUGUAAAAUAUUGUUUUAUACAGUACUCUGUAAAUAUCAGAUAAACAUUGUAUUCUUGUACAUAGUUUUGAGAGACAGCAGAAAUCGAGACACGUGUGAAUUCAGAUGGUGAUAAUUUUCAAAAAAUUACAACACUAAACAUAUAUUUGUAUAAUGCUAAUCUGAGAAGUGUAAUUCUUAUAUAUGAUCUGUUACUGCAUCUUUUGGUCCCUCUUAAUUAAAGGAAACAAAUCUUUGACUAAUCA